Molecule: messenger RNA, 987 nt
Organism: Stegastes partitus (bicolor damselfish)
Lineage: Eukaryota; Metazoa; Chordata; Actinopteri; Pomacentridae
Gene: nkx6-1
Product: NK6 homeobox 1
Exons: 3
Coding region: 1-987 (328 amino acids)
Biological process (GO): cell differentiation; regulation of transcription by RNA polymerase II
Cellular component (GO): nucleus
Molecular function (GO): DNA-binding transcription factor activity, RNA polymerase II-specific; RNA polymerase II cis-regulatory region sequence-specific DNA binding
Source: RefSeq, a predicted model, not a curated record
AUGCUAGCGGCGGGUCCGAUGGACGGGUCCCGACAGAGCGCCUUCCUCCUCAGCACCCCCCCGCUGGCCGCCCUGCACAGCAUGACCGAGAUGAAGACGCCGCUGUACCCGGCCUACCCGCUGCCCUCCGGCGGGCCCACCUGCUCCACGUCGCCGGCCACCACGUCGCCCAACCCGGGCGGCAUGGCGGGCUCGUCCCCGGGCAUCAAGAGCUCGUCGGGGCUGUCUUCGGGGCUCGGCUCCCCGCAGCAGUGCUCGUCGGCCACCCCGCACGGGAUUAACGACAUCCUGAACCGGCCGUCGGCGUCCGCGGCCGGGACCCCCGCCGCCGCCGCCGCCGUGGCCGCCGCCGCCGCCUCGUCGUCGGCGGGCAUCCUGAGCGGGCUGCCCCGCUUCAGCAGCCUGAGCCCGCCGCCGCCCCCCGGACUCUACUUCAGCCCGGGCGCCGCGGCGGUGGCGGUGGCCCGGUACCCGAAGCCGCUGGCCGAGCUGCCGGGCCGGACGCCGAUCUUCUGGCCCGGAGUGAUGCAGAGUCCGCACUGGAGGGACGCCCGGUUCGCCUGCUCGCCCCACCAGGGUUCGGUGCUGCUGGACAAGGACGGGAAGAGGAAGCACACCAGGCCCACGUUCUCCGGGCAGCAGAUCUUUGCGCUGGAAAAGACUUUCGAACAAACCAAGUACCUGGCGGGACCGGAGCGGGCCCGGCUGGCCUACAGCCUGGGCAUGACGGAGAGCCAGGUGAAGGUUUGGUUCCAGAACCGGAGGACCAAGUGGCGGAAGAAGCACGCGGCGGAGAUGGCCUCGGCCAAGAAGAAGCAGGACUCGGAGACGGAGCGGCUCAAAGGCACGUCGGACAACGAGGACGAGGACGACGACUACAACAAGCCGCUGGACCCGAACUCUGACGACGAGAAGAUCACGCAGCUGCUCAAGAAACACAAACCGGGACCGGCGCUGCUGCUGCACUCGGAGACCGACAGCUCCUAA